AACUUUUUUUCUUUCCCGCGUUCACAUCAGUGGAUGACUUUAUUCGUUUGUACUGUCUUUUUUGUGUGUGAGUUUUUGUUCAUCUCGUGUUCAAGCACCUGUUGCUGCGAUGACGGUGACCCCGCCCAUCGAAAACUCUGCGUGUCAACAGACACAUUCCAAUGUUCGCUAUUCGUUACGGUAAACUAUCGACGAAGAGGACCAUCAAAUUGUUUGCUUUGUUGGACUCUCGGCCCCGCCCCCAUCGACCUUCCCAAUUCGCUUCCGUGUAGAGCCACGCGGGAUGCCGGACGAGGCCGGCCCGGGUCCGGUUCGGCCGUCGCCCGCCGGGACGGUGCCGCCCGACGAGUGUCGGCGGGCGGCGGCGGCCCUCGAGCGUCUGCGGGCCAAGCUGACCGAGGAGGAGGAGUGGCGGGGCCACGUGGCCCGCGUGGCGGCGCUCCGGGAGACCUUGGACAGCCCGCUCUUUGCGCACGUGCUCGCUUUGCAGCGCGCCGUCGCCCACCUCGAGGAGCAGUUAAGUCCGCCGCUUCCGGAGGGCAGCCGGCGCUCGGGCUUCGGGCCGAACGGCGCGUCCGCGGCCGGCCACGCCUCGCCCCCGUCCUCGGCCGCGCCCGCCGACGACUCGGCCGCCCUCGUCCUCGAGGCCCCUCCGUCGCCUGACCGCCUUCGCCGGUGGAUCGCGACUGCGGCUGCGGGUCGACCAACGGAGCGCGUGCAUCUGACGCGUCCGGCGUCGGGCGGUCUGGGCUUCAGCGUGGCGGGCCUCCACCCGGGAAGCGGCGGUCCCGAUGUCUUCGUCCAACACAUCCAGCCCGGAGGCGUCGCUGACAGGGACGGGCGCCUGCAGCUGCUGGAUCAGAUCCUGGCCAUCAACGGGCGCCCCCUGGAGGCGGGCGUGAGUCUGCGUCAGGCCUCGGCUUGGCUGCAGAUGCCCGGCCGCGCGGUGGACUUGACGGUCGCCAGGGACCGCCCCCCCGGGGACACGCCGCCGCAGACGUCGUUGCCGUCGCAGGCACUGCCCACCACCACCGCCGCCAACGUCAACGCCAUAAGACGAGCUCAACCUGGCAUUUCAACAUCAAGCGCCCCCCCGGCCGACGUGCCGUCUCCGGCGAGAGAUUGCGGCGCGACCUUCUCCGAGGUCGAGGAGAUCCAGCUGCUCAACGACGGCUCGGGCCUGGGCUUUGGCAUCGUGGGCGGGAAGUCCGGCGGCGCGGUGGUCCGGACGCUGGUCGGGGGCGGCGUCGCCGCCAGGGACGGGCGGCUGCGCGCGGGCGACCGCAUCCUUCGCAUCGGCGCCACGCCCACCGACGGGCUCAGCAGCGACGAGGUGGUCCAGGUGCUGCGAGCGUGCGGGAGUCGGGUGACCAUGCUGGUCGCCAGGGGCCGGGGCGAUCGGGAGAGCGGGGCCCCCCCCCCUCCUCCGCCGCCGCCGCCCGACUCGGCCCCCGUGACGUUUCCUCUGCAGCCCCGCCGCCGGCCCGACAAGACGCCCAACCUGGACGGCUACGAGAUCCACGAGGUCGCGCUCACCAAGAAAGACGGAGAGAGCCUCGGAAUCUCCAUCAUUGGACAAAACCCCCUCAGCAGUCACGACGCGGUGGGCGUGUUCAUCAAGCACGUGGUCCCGGGCAGCGCCGCCCAUCACAGCGGCAACAUCAGAGUUCAAGACCGACUCAUUGCCCUGGACGGCGUCAGCCUCCACGGUCUGACCAAUCGGGAGGUCGUGGAGGUCAUGAAAGGGACGGGACGCACCGUGCUCCUCACGCUCGUCCGCAGGAACAACGCCACCGCCGCCGAAAGGUCCCUGGACAGAGUGGAGUCUUCUCGUGGGUCACUGCGAAGGUCACCAGACUUGAAGAUGACAUAUUUGGACACACACAACAGCACUCCCGAGGCGGCUCUGAAGGCCAAGUGGCAGAAGGCUCUCGGUCCCAACCAGCAAGUCCUGGUGGUCAAGUUGCAUCCGGCCAUCGAGGACCACGCCCGGCCGCAGAGGUCCUCCAAGCUCCUUCCCGUCCACACGCUUCGCCUGGGCCUGGAGUUGGACUCGUUCGACGGCCGCCACUACCUCUCCUGCGUGCUGCCCGGAGGCCCCGCCGACAAAGAUGGCGUCCUGAGAGCAGAGGACCAGCUGCUGGAGGUGAACCGGGUGCCGCUGUGCGGAAAGUCUCGUCGGGAGGUGCUGGCCUUCCUCAAAGAGGCGACGCCGCCUUUCACGCUGGUCUGCUGCCGACGGCUGACGUCCGAGUCGGAAGCGGAAAACGAGUCGGAAGGACGCGGAGGUGGCCUGGAUGACGAACGGGAGGAGGAAGGUGGCGAGCUGGCCCUGUGGUCUUCCCAGGUGGACGUGUUGGAGCUCCGCAAGGAAGCCGGCCAAGGCCUGGGCUUCAGCAUUCUGGACUACCAGGACCCUCUGGACCCCGGCGGCUGCGUGAUGGUGAUCCGCUCGCUGGUGGCGGGCGGCGCGGCCGAGCGCGCCGGCGCUCUGCUUCCCGGCGACCAGUUAGUGUCCGUCAACGACGUCCGGCUGGAGGGCCUGAGCCUGGAGCGGGCCGUGGACGUCCUCAAGGGGGCGCCGCCAGGCGUGGUGCGGCUGGGCCUGCGCAAGCCGCUGGUGGGUUGGGCCCUCGGCCCAGCGGAGGAGGAGGCGGGGCUCGCACGGAACGCCGGCCCUUCGCCGGCCCCGUCUUCCCCGACGUCCGACCCCGCCGGGGAAGAGGAGGACGAGGGCGGGGAGAUGGCGGUGGAUGACGACGAGACGGAGACGACGGGGACGACGGCGCCUCCUUCGUGGGAGCGGCGGAAGGCGGCGUCCUCGGACACGCGACAGACCAAAGACGGAGCACUUCCUGGUGAGACUUUGAUUUCGCCAGCCAUAAACCCAACGCAAGACGCGCGCACGAGCCCACGCGACGCCGAGGCCGACUCGGAACUCAGCAGUACAGACACGGAGUCCGUCGUCAGGAUGAUUGACGCCGAGAAGCGGAGGAGGCGCAGUCACGGAGGGUUCUCGGCAGCCACAAGAGGGGGCGGGGAGCUUCCCCAGCGCGAACAGGGUGAAGGUGAGGAAACUCCUCGCUUCAGUCACUGGGGACCACCGCGCAGGGUGGAGGUGCGCCCCGAGGCGGGCGAGUCGCUGGGCCUGAGCAUCGUGGGCGGCCAUCACGUCAUCAAGCGUCUGAGGAACGGCGAAGAACUCAAGGGAAUCUUCAUCAAGCAGGUUCUGCGCGGAAGUCCCGCCCACGCCACGCGUGCCCUCAAGACCGGGGACAAGAUCCUGCAGGUGUCGGGUGUGGACCUACGAGCUGCCAGUCACGAAGAGGCGGUCCAGGCCAUCAAAUCAGCUGAGAGUCCCGUGGUCUUCGUUGUCCAGAGUCUGUCUGCUAACCCGCGAAUGGUGCGAGGAGCCCCGCCCCCCUACAGGCCUCCUGGCCAAUCAGAGCGGGAUCUGCUGCAGGCCCCCCAAGAGCCUUGGCGUGACCUGCCGGGGGAGCUGCUGCGCGUGGAGCUGGACAAGGAAGCGGGCGGCGGCGCGGGGCUCAGCCUGGCCGGGAAGCGGGACCGCCGCGCUCUCGGCGUCUUUGUGGCGGGACUGCGGCCGGGCGGGGCCGCCGCCACCGACGGCCGCGUGCGCGUUGGCGACCGGCUGCUCCAGGUCAACGACCGGGUUCUUUAUGGGCGGAGCCACCGCAAGGCCUCGGCCCUCAUCGAGAGCUCCGCCUCCAAAGUCAAACUGCUCCUGCUCAGGGGCCGAGACGGCAUCCGGCACGAGGGGCUCCCGCUCUUUCCGCCGCCCCCCGAGAGCGUCUCGCCGCCCGCGGGGGACCCGCUCGUCCCGGCGGAAUGGCCGCACCCCCCCGAGAGCGACGUGUUCCUCCUGCCCUCCGAAGAAGACACGGACGCCGAGGUUGUCGGGGCCCGCCGUGAGAACGACAGCGACGACGAUCCCGAAGAGGCGUCGGUAACGACGUGCGAGAGUGACGGGUGGGGCGACGACGACGACAUCGGUGCCGGGUCGCCCGACGCCCGCGCAGGAAGCCCCGCCUCCCGGGACCCGUCCACCCGCCCCGUCCUUCCGGGACGAGAGACGACCUUGGAGAUCCGCAAAGGUCGUUCGGGGCUGGGCCUCAGCGUGGCGGGAGGCGCCGACACGCAGCUCCGCGCCGUGGUGAUUCUGGAGGUGUACGGCGAGGGAGCGGCAGCCAAAGAUGGCCGCCUGUUGCCCGGCGAUCGGAUUCUGGAGGUACGCGCGCACGCUUCGGCGCCGGAAGGCGACGACGGUGACCGGCGUGUCGACGCGGCGCAGGUGAACGGCGCGGAUCUUCGGCGGGCGUCUCACGAGGAGGCCGUCGCGGCGUUGAGGCGGCCGUGUUCCAAAGUGGCCGUCAAGGUUCUGCGGUGCGCCGAGACCGACCAGCUGCGCCGGGAGGCCGGGCGGGGCCCCGGCUUCGGCGUCGCCGGGAACAGGAGCGGCCGCGGCACGUUGGUCUCGGAGGUGGCGCGAGGGGGCGCCGCCGACCCGGACGGCCGUCUGACGCGAGGCGAUGGGAUCCCGUCGGUCGACGGCGAAGAUGGGCCAAACGCAACCCGGGAAGCCGUCGCCGCCAUUUUGAAGCUCGAUGACGGCGGAAAAAGUUCAAAAGAAGUAGAAGAGGAGGAGGAGAUGGAGGGCGACGACGAGGACAUUUCCUGUCCUGCCAGGGACACAAGGUGCGGCAGCAGCGGAUGGGCAUCCGAGGCGCGGCGACCAAGUUUUAUCGGUAAACGGUGAAAGUCUGGACGGAGUCACGCAGGAGCGGGCCGUGGCCAUCUUGCAGAAAGGGAACCGUCACACUCGAGCUCCUGUCCUAACCCAGCCACACGCGCACAGGCCAACCCCCACCCAACGGCUAAACGCUUCUCUCUCACACCCAAUCGCGCAAGCCUUCAGCUUCACGCCUGGAUGCUAAUGCUAGGAGGUAGCCUGAUUGUGAAGCGACCGCCCGCCGAGUGCUACGUUAGCUUGCGGAAGACUCGGCGGCGAGCUGGCCCGGGACGGCGAGACGCCGUUCGGACAGCCGAGCAAACCUGCCCGUGAUCGUGAUUGUCCUCCACAAACGCCACACGUUUAGUUUUGCACAACGGCUCUAACUCGCACUCAACUGCCUCAGCUUGAAGAUUUGAAGAAAUAGCGGCGAGCUCCACAAAGGACACCAUGUUGAUUGGAACACGCCACGCCCACCGCAUUUGUGUAUUUGACUCGCGUUCAAUAAAAGUGAAGAGACGUCACACA
Hippocampus zosterae (dwarf seahorse) is the source of this 5278-nucleotide messenger RNA. RefSeq names its product PATJ crumbs cell polarity complex component (gene patj). Lineage: Eukaryota; Metazoa; Chordata; Actinopteri; Syngnathiformes; Syngnathidae. The record is from RefSeq and is a predicted model, not a curated record. The transcript is spliced from 33 exons. Gene Ontology annotation, molecular function: protein binding. The coding region runs from base 284 to 4777 and encodes 1497 amino acids.